UGUCGGACGUCACACAGAAGAAGACCAAUCGCAGCGUUUGGACUUCCCCAUUUUUCCUUCCCGAGCUCCACCCCCUCCGGUCCUUUAUAUAUCCCCCAUCACUACAUUCAGCAGAGUGUACAAUGUGCUGCCAGAGAGCCAGCAGGCAGCGUACAGAGGAACAGCCAGAGAGGGAGGGAGAGAAGGGGAAAGUGCCAGACUGCAAACGUGAUCCGAGAGGCCAACGCUGCAGCCGGGUCUCGGGAUCCACCAGCCCACACCAUCGAGAUGGGCUGCACAACGGGCCACCUGGCAUGCCAACCUCAGCCCCAGACUGGCUCCGGGCAGGACAGUCAGGCCCUGGAGGGCGGGGGGGCCAAAGUCCCGGACGUGCUGUCCUCUCUGGAGCGUCUGUCCCAGGCCACUGGAGGCAUGGAGAAGUCCUGGUACCGCUGCAUCUUUCCCUUUGGAAUCAUCUCCCUGGUGAUCGGUGUGGCAGGAACGGGGGUGACUUACACCUACAAUGACCUGCCUCAGACUAAAGUGGUGUCGGUGGUGCUACUUGUCAUGGGUAUUCUGUUGUUGCUGAUGGCCACUGCCUGUUGGACUGCCCAUAACAAAAAGAGGAGGAAAAAGAAAGAAGGAGGGUCAUUCACCUCUGAGCAGUGUCCCCUGUGAAGCACAUGGGGAAAGCGGUUAUAGGAGCUCGAAAGCAGAGACAUACCCAAGGCUGGGAGCUCAUGGGUUGGCUUGAGAAGCAGCCACUUCACCUCCACCCUGUCACAAAUCCCCUCUAUUCCUUUUUACAGAGUUUGGCUCAGCUCAUACUGGAGAGAAGUUGGACUGAGAAAUCCUACAACGUGGAAGGACAGAUAGACAGGGCGCUGAGGAUCUGUUUAGUCUGUACGGUUUGGACCAUUCUGGCUCGGCAACGAGGGAUCACCAAUGCCUCACACGCUCUUUUAUCAUCAGACAGCAGGUGUCCAGUGUCAAAACAACCUCAGAGGAGACACACACAAAUAUGCAGUGCACACUGCGUGCAUAUUUACACGCACAGAUACAUGGCCCUUGCGAUCCUUACUCACAUAUGCGGUAGCAGUCACAGUGGUAGCUCGCGCCGACACCCAACACGCUAUGCAGAGCUGCUGCCGGAGUCAGUGCUGGCGUCACUAGGCACGUCAGUCGCAACAUUCCUCCGGCGAGGACAGGUGACUCUCCAAGAGGCCAGAAGUGGGCCAAAGACGGCAACUUGAUACCCAGCCGAAAGAGCAGCGCACCCGCGUCAGGGGCCAGCGUCAUUCACUCGUCCUGUGACACCGCAGCAAUGUGUUGGGGGCUUUUUUUACGCAAUGGGAGAGUGGAACUUGAGUCCAGCAGGAUCUUGCUGGCAUCUGCGUGGACGAUGAGCUGGAGAGGCCGGAGGAUCUACUUGGGAAGUGGAGUCUGUGCUCAAGUAAAGAUUCUGUUGAAACUGAAAGACAGUUGGACCCCAAGCCUCACUGCGAAGGAAACAAAUACAUUUGCACAAUAAUGGCCACGUCCAUGCCAAGCAAGAGAAACUUUUAUUAAAGCAACAGACUCUGAAAGGCCUUUUGUAGCUUCAGCUCCACGUGUGUGUGUGGCACUGAGUGACUGUUUGCCCUCCUGCCAGGCUUGUGUCUGCGUGGGGCACCCCAACUCCACAUAGGGCAGACAAGGAUUAUUGAAGGACACUGCCUGAGGGGACAUGCCACUGUAGGGACACUUUGACUGAUCCUGCUCCCAUAUGGCCCCUCCCGCUUAGUGCCUUGAGCAAGCACUCAUGGAAAAAGGCUCUGUCGCAUUUCCCUUUUUCCAUCUGAACUCCUGAGAAUUUCCCCCCCUGUCUCUCUGUACCCCAACAGCACUCUCUCCAUCCAUCUCCUUUGCUCCAUCCCCGAUUUCUUUUUUAAUCUAUCUCCUGUCUCCAUCACGAUAUAGCCCAGGAGAAAAUGUCUAUAGCCUUUUGACACAGAAAUGAUGACACACACACACACACACACACACACACACUUGUAAGCCUCACUGUCAUUCUUUAUUUAUUUUUUUUCUCUCUGCGCCAAAGAAAAUUGAUCAUAAUUGAUUGAGUCAGCUGCAAAUCCCUUUGUUAGUCUAAAAAUAUGGUACAAGCCUUUUCUCCUUUGAAUACGGAUUCCCGUUUGUGCGCUCACAGACUCUGGGGGUUUCCCUUUCCUACGCUUUUUCUCUCAGAGACAGGCGGUGAAUGUAGCCGGGCUCGGCUCCCCAUCUGUGAAUAGGUGCUCUCUGUUGACGUGCGGUCUCACAGGAUGAGACACACAAUGGCAUUUUAUCCCUGUCGUAAACCUGCUGGUUUCUGUCAGUGAAUGUAAUGUGUGAUUUAAACGCAAAUCACGGAAGGAGACGGUGCGAUGUACAGAGUGUAUUGAGUCUGAGAGGAGUCAGUGCCGGUAGUCUCCAUGUGAACGACUGUACUCACACUCUUGAGAUUAAUGAUCGAUCCGCUGUUUCAUUGAUUCUGACCACCCGACUGGUGGCGCUUGUUGUGUAAAGUGUGUCUAUGCAUUCAGUGUUAGCAGUUAACACACAAUGCCAAAGACUGUCAUGAAGGCCAGCUUGGCAAUUAUAAGGCUGCAAUUGCCUGCCUGCUUCAAUAGGCAUGCAGUGGAGCAGUCCACUCUCACACCUUUUUUUAGAGUGCACUUAUGACCUGCUGUAUACUUAUCAUCAGCCAUUCUCUGUAGAGUCAAUGGGGAGAAGGAAGAAAUAAUGAGGUGGUUAUGUAGAGGCAGACCCGGGAGCUUGUUCUUUUUACUUAUAUCUGGGAGUAGGGAUUCAUCCCUGUCGUUAACUUGGGGUCAACCAUCCUGAACAGAGCAGUUUCGUGUGAAAAUGCUGGAUGUUCACACAUUAGGCCUUAGGGAGCCUUUUUCUAUCGGAUCAAAAAAGACAUAACAUAGAUUGGCCUGUAUUCGCAAGCACUAUUGUUCAAGGUAGACGACAAAGGAAAUGCUUAUAAAGAGUAUAUGAAACAGUUUGGUUUUUCAAGCUCGGUGUGGUGAGAUCCUCUGAACAGUGAGACAGACAGAAGCCCCAUACAUUCAAUUAGAUUAUCACAAUGACUGCGUCACUGGGUCACUUCUCUAUCUCCCCGCCUCCCUGUCUGUUUCCACUCUCACUCCAGACCGAGGGAUCACCACGCUCCACAAUGUUUAAGUUCAAUUAUUAACAAGAUCAAUAACGUGCAGUGUUUAAGGAGGUCGACAGAAGAGCUGUGGAUGUGACUGCUCCUCUGUCUUUAGGUAGUGUUGCCUCUGUUAGAGCUGAUUAGCCCAGUGCUUGGUGUUUUCUUUUUUCUUUUCUCAGAGAUGUAUUGUAGCCCAGUGAUCCAACGGCCGAGAGAACAAACGAGACCAGGAAGACACACACACACACUUUUGCUUGGGCUCGUGUAUCAAUGCAAUUGUCACAUGUAUAAGUACACAUGUAGUACACUGUGGUUGCAUUAUUGUACCUGCUAUUUUUGUGUGCCAAUGUUUCAUCACAAAAAAUGUAUGGCACGUGACCAGAUCUUUUUUUCUGUCUGUUUAGAGAUGUGACGUGAUUUCCCUUCUGCCUUCUGAAAAAUAUAAAAGGGAAAAUCUACCUCUGUGCUGCGGGGGAAACACAGUAUGUCCCUCACCCAGUAGACAGCCAUGUUGUCUUGCCUUUAUGCUGUUUGUCACUCUAGUGGGUGACACACGAAACACGUCCGUUUGUGCGCCCUCUAAUAUUUGGUGCUGUAUAUAUGACUAUUUUAUAUUUGUACCGUAAUAUUUCUACUCACAUGUACAUUUUAACUGUUGUAUUAAAUAAAUGUUACGUGAACACCUCA
This is a messenger RNA of Platichthys flesus (European flounder), 3850 nucleotides long. Its product is annotated as transmembrane protein 100. The record is from RefSeq and is a predicted model, not a curated record. Bases 268 to 657 code for a protein of 129 amino acids. Gene Ontology annotation, biological process: cellular response to BMP stimulus. Lineage: Eukaryota; Metazoa; Chordata; Actinopteri; Pleuronectiformes; Pleuronectidae. The transcript has 2 exons.